GCGGACCCCAGUCUUCGAAUUCUUCGUUAUCUACGCAAGAAUAUCAUGCCUAUCAUUCUGUGUGCGUGCCAUGCCUUGUUUCGGAAGUUGGGCUCAAGCGAGAGGCAGAGUUUUCUCCUCCCAUGCGCUGCUGGUGGCCCAUUGCUGAGGCCUGUAAUGACGAGCAGUGAUCCCGGGAACGAUGGGUGUCAGCCACAGGCCGUGCAGCAUCAGUGUGACACUAGCUGCCUAUUCUGGACGUGGAGAUGUGACGAUGACGAGUGAGCAUUGAUGAUGUCCACUCCCACAAGCUUGUUCGCCUCGUCGCACGCGCUCCCAACCCGUGCAUUCCGUGGGAAGAGAGAGGGGGGGGUUGGUGAUACGUCUGCUGGCCGACAGGCGGCUUGUCCCUCCUUGUUGUCGUUGUCGCCCGAGAAGCCCAGCGAGGCCAACCGUUAUGCAUCGACUUGUGUCUGUCCGCCGCGCUUCAUUGCGCUUGGCGGACUGAUUGGCCACAUUGUGCAACCCAGGUUCUUCCUUGAUCCACAUAUGGGACUCGAGGUCACUGCCUCUCGCGUGCACAUGGCAAAACUAAAAGUAGCAUCAGGCGAUAGCCCAGGGUAGAUCGACGGAUCCAGUAAUCGGCAUGGAUAAAAGGGUGCGUUGAGACUGACCCGGGUCUGCAUCCAUCUGGUAUCCACGAUGCUGGCUUUCGGCUUCCUCGCGCUCGCGCUGACCUUUGCGUCUGCCACGCCCGUCUUCGACACGCUCGUCCUGCACGAGCGCCGGGCGGCUGCUCCAGAGGGUUUCGUCGCGACGGGGUUGGCGCCAGCUGAGCAGACGCUCCAGCUGAAGCUCAACCUGGCGCAGAACAACCUCGCAGGGCUGGAGGCCCAGCUGCUCGCCGCGGCCACUCCAGGAAGUGCGACCUACGGACAGUGGCUGUCCAAGGACGAGGUCGACUCGUUCUCCGCUCCCACUGCGGAGACGACCGCCGCUGUGUCCGAGUGGCUUUCCUCGCACGGCCUGACGUCAACGACCCUCUCGCCCUCUGGUGACUGGAUCUCCGUCACCGUCCCCGUAUCCAAGGCGAACGAGCUGCUCGCCGCCAACUACCAUGUCUUCACGCACACCUCCAGCGGCACCGAGUCGAUCCGCACACUCGAGUACUCCAUCCCCGCGGCGCUAAAGGACCACAUCCGCGUCGUGACUCCCACAACGAGCUUCAGCGGCCCCCGUCCGCUUCCACCCGUGAUAUCUGUGGGAAACCCGAAGCCGCAGUCGCACGUGGUGCCGGUGUCCGACGCUGUCCCGGCGUCGUGCAAGAACACGAUGACGCCGACGUGCCUGCAGGCGAUGUACGCGAUCCCCACGACGCCCGCGACGAGCAAGGCCGGCUCGAUUGGCGUAGCUGGAUUCGGGGACCAGUUCGCCAACAAGGCGGAUCUGACGCAGUUCCUCAAGGCGCAGCGCCCUGAUAUCAGCUCCACGACGUCGUUUGGCCUGACCUCGGUCGACGGCGGCACGAACUCACAGUCGUUGAGCCAGGCUGGCGUCGAAGCCAACUUGGACAUCCAGUACACCGUUGGCCUGGCAACUGGCGUCCCGGUCACAUUCGUCUCGGUGGGCACCACCAACAAGGACGGCGCGGAUGGAGGCUUCCUUGACAUCAUCACUGCGCUUAUCGCCGAAAGUGCCCCGCCUCAGGUCCUGACGACCAGCUACGGCUUCGACACCGAGGCAUCCCUCUCCAAGCCCCUGACGACUGCGAUGUGCAACUCCUACAUGCAGCUGACCGCUCGUGGUGUCUCCAUCUUGUUCGCGACUGGCGACGGUGGAGUUGCUUCGACUCCUGGUGUGUCGUGCUCUGGACGCGCGUUCCCCCCUACCUUCCCGACUUGCCCAUACGCCACUCUCGUCGGCGCCACCGCCGGUACUCCGGAAACCGGCGCUAGCCUCUCCGCUGGCGGUUUCUCCAACUACUUCCCCACCCAGUCUUGGCAACAAACCGCCGUCAGCGCGUAUAUCAAAUCGAUCGGCACCCAAUACGCGGGCAAAUACAACACAACCGGACGGGGGUACCCGGAUGUCUCAGCCAUCGGCCAGAGCGUGUCGAUUGUCGCGAGCGGCUCGACGGGCCUGGUCGACGGCACGUCCUGCUCCUCGCCCAUCUUCGCCUCCGUCAUCGGCCUGCUCAACGACCGUCUCCUGGCCGCCGGCAAGCCCGUACUCGGCUUCCUGAACCCGUGGCUGUACGCCAACCCGCAGAUGUUCAACGACAUCACGUCGGGCACCAACCCCGGCUGUGGCACGAACGGUUUCUCGGCCAAGGCGGGCUGGGACCCGGUCACCGGUCUUGGAUCGCCCAACUUCCCCGCUAUGCUGAAGGCGGCCGGCCUCUAGGUAGAGUUAUAUAAAUAGGCACUGGUGUUUUGUGGAUUCUCUGUUCCUGAUUCUUGGCGAGAAGCCCUCGUUGUGCGGGAUCGAGUGAUGGACGAUGGGGCCAUCGCAGCAAGACGAUCAAUCUCCGUCAUUGUUCCGCAUUCGUCCUGAAAUAGAGAUGACGACGCUCAUCAAAACCUUGUGAGCCUUGUUCUGGAGCCAAGCCUGCUGGGGUUCAGGACGGCCCAAAGGCCAAAGUCGUGCUGACAGCAGCAAAUGACACACUUCC
Molecule: messenger RNA, 2650 nt
Organism: Mycena citricolor
Lineage: Eukaryota; Fungi; Basidiomycota; Agaricomycetes; Agaricales; Mycenaceae
Source: the annotation of a GenBank genome assembly